CACGCGACGUGCUUAUAUUCCACUCCACAUGAUUACUUCUUUCUUAUAACCGUAAUUAAAGAGCUUUAGGUAUAUCCUUCGUCAACACACGACGAAUAAUCAAACGACAGCCGAGCCAGCCGAGGGUCGAGAGGCAGGAAAUCGUAGCUCGUAGCGCGCACGCCGCAUCUCGCGUCACGUAGGCAACCUCUGCUCUGACGGCUCAUUCGUUUGGAUUCAUUCUGCGGCCUGCGAUCGUGGGACGAGGGCGGGUGCGUGACGUGCGGACAGUGCGUAACGCCGAUUCUCGGAGACAAGCUCCUGUGUGCGUCGCGAGGGACCUCGUCGCCGCUUCGUUCGCACGGUUCCAGUAACUGAAGGGAACGAAAACAUGGUAGUGCUUAGCAGCUUCUUGCCGCCACAAGAAGGGAUACGUCACGAAGAACCAAAUACUACUUUGUAUAUCAAUGAUAGAGAAGUAGGAAAGGGCACAUUCUAUAUCACAGAAAGUGUGCUUUCUUGGAUGGACAAUGACACGCAACAAGGAUUCUCACUGGAAUAUCCUGACAUUACAUUACACGCUAUUGCACGAGAACAAGUUCAUCCACGACAAUGUUUAUAUAUUAUGGUUGAUGCCAAAGUAGACCUCCCAGAUAUGCCAUUAGCAUUAUCAUCUCAAAAUGCUUCGGAAAACGAGGACGACGACGCAAACGCUUCAGAAAUUACAGAAAUGCAGUUUGCGCCAGAUAAUACGAAUAAUUUAGACUUAAUGUUUCAAGCAAUGAACGCGUGUCAAGCGCUUCACCCUGACCCAGCAGAUAGCUUCUCAGAGGAGGAUAUCUACGAAGAUGCUGAAGAAGACUAUGAGGGCGAAUAUGAUGAGGAAGUAGGCGCUGGCGACGCACCUUGUAUUUUGCCAGAGCAAAUGGGGACCAAUUAUACGGGAGCGGAGGCGGAAGAAGCUAUGGACAUUGAAGCGGGUCAAUUUGAAGACGCGGAAGAAGAUCCUUAAAAAGAUCAUUAGAUGCAGACGUGCAUUUAGUGUUAAUUUACACGCGUUUAUCAAUUUCAUAUAUGUAUUUCGGUAGAUAUACGUGACGUCGUUAUUGCAAAACUUACUAUGGAGCCGUAUCAAACGUUAAAGCACUUAAACAUUUAUUUAUAUUCAUUUUGUACAUGGUGAUAAUUUCCUAGAUAAAAAUAAAUAAUUGUACAUCACAA
Messenger RNA from Camponotus floridanus (Florida carpenter ant), 1200 nucleotides. It is a transcript of the gene icln, whose product is annotated as methylosome subunit pICln. Gene Ontology annotation, biological process: spliceosomal snRNP assembly; cell volume homeostasis; chloride transport. The record is from RefSeq and is a predicted model, not a curated record. Gene Ontology annotation, cellular component: plasma membrane; cytosol; methylosome. The coding region runs from base 371 to 991 and encodes 206 amino acids. The transcript is spliced from 6 exons. Lineage: Eukaryota; Metazoa; Arthropoda; Insecta; Hymenoptera; Formicidae.